This is a messenger RNA of Clarias gariepinus (North African catfish), 4467 nucleotides long. It is a transcript of the gene col28a1b, whose product is annotated as collagen, type XXVIII, alpha 1b. Lineage: Eukaryota; Metazoa; Chordata; Actinopteri; Siluriformes; Clariidae. Gene Ontology annotation, molecular function: serine-type endopeptidase inhibitor activity. The transcript is spliced from 35 exons. The record is from RefSeq and is a predicted model, not a curated record. The coding region runs from base 85 to 3495 and encodes 1136 amino acids.
CAUCACCAUGCCAGAUCCAUGUGAGCAUGUUACAGGGUUAUGGAUGGAUAAUCCUUCACUUUGGCAGGAUACAAAAGACUAAGCAUGAAGGCCAAGCAGUGGAGUGUGAUGCUGAUGGGCUUUGCUUUUUUAUCCCUUACACACGACGUUCAAAGUCAGAUCAGAAGAGACAAAACGAACAACCUGAGCACAAAAGAUGUAAACGUGCUGCCGUGUGCUCUGGAGCUGGCCUUCCUCCUGGACAGCUCCGAGAGCGCCAUGUUGUACGGGUUUGAAAAGGAGAAAAGCUUCGUGCGCUCGUUCGCUGAACGGAUGGUGAACAUGCAGGUUCCCGGUUGGGCUCUGACGCACCGCCUCGCCGUUCUCCAGUACAGCAGCUCUGUGUUUAUCAUGCAGAGGUUCUCAGAAUGGCAUGGACUGGAGAAGUUCCUGAAAAGCGUGGGCAACAUGCGUUACAUCGGACAGGGCACGUACACAGCCUACGCCAUCAGGAACGCCACCGAGCUCUUCGCCCAUGAGACUGACGUUAAGAGCGUCAGGGUGAUGCUGCUCAUGACCGACGGCUCCGACCAUCCACGGAGUCCUAACAGCCUGACUGCCAGCGAUGAGGCCAAAGCUCACAACAUCACGCUGUUCACCAUUAGCUUGUCAUCACAGGGCAGCCAUAAGGCCAAACUGGGAACCAUGGCUAGUGCACCCAUGCAGCGGUUCGUGCACAACCUCAACGAUCAGCGCCUCGAGCAGAAACUGCUUCAGGAGCUUGAAACAGUAGUACGCAAGGCAUGUCCACAAGUGCCAAGUGCACAGUGUGUGUGUGUGAAAGGAGACAGAGGACCGCCAGGAAGCCCUGGGAGAAAAGGAGACAUGGGGAUCGACGGACUGCCGGGACAGAAAGGUGGAAAGGGUGACUUUGGACCCCCAGGACCACCCGGACUGGACGGACCAGAGGGACGACCCGGGUACAAAGGCGAUAAGGGUGACAGGGGAGAAUGUGGAGCUCCUGGAUCAAAAGGAAAUAAGGGCAUUGAAGGACCUCCAGGACCGAGAGGAGUCAGAGGAGUGGAGGGCCCCCAAGGGCCACCAGGCGAUGAAGGACCUGAAGGACUGGAAGGCCCCAAAGGAGAUCGUGGACUUCCUGGUGUGACUGGACCUCGAGGGGAUAUAGGCAUUGGAUUUCCCGGUCAAAAGGGGGACAAGGGAAACCAGGGAACACCAGGUCCUGUAGGUCCAGUCGGAAGAGGUGAACCUGGCCAACUUGGACCACCAGGACUUCCAGGGCUUCGAGGGGUUCCUGGUUUUCCAGGAGAGGGGCUAGUAGGGCUAAAGGGGGAUCGAGGUUAUAACGGUUCUACUGGAUCUCGUGGACCACCAGGAUUUGGCAUCAAGGGUGAAAAGGGUAAUGUUGGACCUGUUGGCCAUGCUGGUCCCACAGGGCCUCCUGGAUUGGGAAUUCAAGGAGAAAAGGGAACACAGGGCCCCAUAGGUCCACCCGGUCCCAGAGGGAUCCCCGGGAUAAGCAUUCCUGGUGACAAGGGAGACCAUGGCCUCCCGGGAGAACGUGGACUACCCGGACCAAAAGGUGUUGGAGAGCCAGGAGCCAAGGGUGAGCCUGGCUUUCAAGGUGUCCCAGGAGAACCAGGUGCUCCAGGAGAAGAUGGAACUAGAGGACCAAAGGGUGACCCUGGUGUUCCUGGCCUGAGAGGACUUGAGGGACCACCUGGUAAAGGACUACAUGGAGAUAAGGGAGAGCGAGGAGAAAGAGGAGCAAGAGGACAACCGGGAAUCAUGGGACCUGUGGGUUCAGUGGGGACCAAGGGAGAACCGGGAAGUCUGGGGCUUCCUGGGAUAAUUGGACCUCCAGGAAGGGGAAUGCCGGGCAGUAAGGGGGAUCCUGGACCACCUGGAGUUCCAGGACCAGUUGGAGAAACAGGAAUAGGGAUCCCUGGGCCAAAGGGUGAAAGAGGACUACCUGGGCCUUUAGGAGCACCAGGGCUGAAGGGGGAAGGCUAUCCUGGUCCACCUGGUCCUCCAGGCACCCAAGGACUACCUGGAGAGCAGGGUCCAGAGGGAACAGGCCUUCCUGGACCAAAGGGAGAUCGAGGUUCUGCAGGUCCUCCAGGGCCAGUUGGACCACCAGGAAUAGGACUUUUAGGCCCAAAGGGGUUUGUAGGUCUGCCUGGCAAACCUGGCCCACCAGGUCUCCCAGGGGAAGGAAUCCAAGGCCCAAAGGGUGAGCCUGGAUUCCAGGGAUUAGUGGGACCAAGAGGAGCCCCAGGAGAGGGAUUUCCUGGGCAAAAGGGAGACCGUGGGUUUUGGGGCCAAAAAGGACACAAAGGUGACAAAGGAGGACAAGGGGAACCAGGGCAAACAGGACCAAUAGGUAUAGAAGGCCAAAAAGGGGAACCCGGUCUUACUAGAGAAGAAGUUGUCAAAUUGAUUAAAUCCAUUUGUGGCUGUGGCGUGACUUGCAGAUUUAACCCCCUGGAGCUGGUUUUCGUUAUCGACAGCUCAGAGAGUGUGGGUCCCGACAACUUUGACAUCAUAAAAGAUUUUGUGAAUGCCCUGAUCGACCGCAUUCACGUUAAGCCAAAUGUCACCCAUGUUGGGAUUGUGCUGUACAGCCACGUGACUGUAGUGAUCAGUGAUCUCUCUCAACCCCUGAGUCAUAACGAUGUGAAAUCUGCUGUACGCCAAAUGCACUAUAUGGGAGAGGGAACCUAUACAGGAAGCGCCAUCCAUCAGGCCAAUCAGCUGUUUCUUUCGGCCCGCCCUGGAGUUCAGAAAGUGGCGGUGGUGAUUACGGAUGGCCAGGCAGACCAGCGGGACGUGGUUAAGCUGGAGGAUGCGGUGCGAGACGCACACACCAGCAACAUCGAGAUGUUUGUCAUCGGUGUGGUGAAUCAGAGUGAGCAGUUUUAUAAGAGCUUCAAGAAAGAGCUGGAGUCCAUUGCAUCUGAUCCGGAUGAGGAACACCUCUAUCUGAUUAGUGACUUCAGGACACUCACUGCACUGGAGAGUAAGCUCAUCGCUAAACUCUGUGAGAGCAGUGAUGGCUUUUUUUUUGCUCAAACUCCCAGCCCUGAUCUCCUUCCAUAUUAUGAUGAAGCACUAUCGAGGAAGACUCAAAUCCCGACCUUUAAAGCCAACCGCACACAGGAAGGUGAAUCAGGACAGAUCUUAGACAGCACCAGAGCUCCGUCCUUCAGUGGAGAGAACGAGAACAGUCUGGAAGACUCUAAUUUAGGGAAACCCUUACAGACACCGGAGCCACACGCCACCAACACCGAGACACUAAUACUGAUUCAGGAUACGUUUAGCAAAGACGAUUCCUGCCUGCAGCCGCUCGACCCCGGGCCAUGUCGCACGUACGUGGUGAAAUGGUAUUACGAGCCCAAGGCCAACUCCUGCGCUCAGUUCUGGUUUGGAGGUUGCUUUGGCAACGGUAAUCGCUUUGAUACGGAGAGCAUUUGCCAGAAAUCCUGCAUCACAAUCUAAACCCCCGUUCUGCUGACCUCUAAGGAAUAACCGAAGCGUGUUUACGUUUAUUUAUUAAAGCCGAGCAGUGGAGUUUUAAAGACAGGCAAGUUUACGAUGUUGAGUAUUACAAAUACAUUCCUCAUGAAAAAUGUUCAUAUUGCUCCCAGAUUUGUGCAAAUUUAUGUAUAAGUAGAUUCAUUAAUGCAAACCUCGACAUAUAAAGUCAUUGAUAAAUUACUACGAUUUUAAAUAUGGAUUAUGCAAUCAAGUUUAAAUCACUUAUAGUGUUUCCAUUCAAUUGGGACAAAAGUAAUGGCACACUAUAUAAGAAGUAAGUUAACAUUUACAGUAUGUGACAGUACAGGUAUAAUAUCUUACAGUAAACACUUCUCAACAUCAAUACACCGUUGCUGUCUGAAUACUUUUGGCCACCAAAUCCUUUAAACUAGCAAAAUAGACACUUGUACCUUCUUACAGCUUCUUUUUUUUAAUCUAUUAAGUAAUACUCAUUUCAAACCACAUAUCCAUGUCUCACUCUUUCCGUAGUUUCUCAUUUGUAUUAAUUUUUUUCUUAAUUAUUAUUCCUAAACACCAUUGUAACAGUGCUUGGAAUAACAACGCCCACUUGUGGCAUCAGUUUGUCGAAAAAUACAGCGUCAGACUGGCUAAAAAACUCGUCAUAAUGUGUUUCAGUUUGGAGGAUAACAUUUAACGUUUCAAUAAUUAAAUAUUCCUGUCUCAAAUAAAAUUUCAUGGACGAUACUGUUAAACUUCAUUGUCUCACUCUUAAUCAUCUUACUCUUAGUUAAUAAGCUACUGUAGAUGUUGAACCUGACUGUUUUACAUGAUCCUACAUUGUCUUUCCAUCAAAGACCUGAUUUCACGAUAAACUUUGUACAUGUCUUAUCAUUAAAAUACACGAACAACGAAAAUUUACACAACAAACUUUUGGUCUAUGCGGUCUAGUGUUGUUAUUGUCUAUGUGGUGUG